Messenger RNA from Nicotiana tabacum (common tobacco), 453 nucleotides. The record is from RefSeq and is a predicted model, not a curated record. NCBI's taxonomy places the organism in Eukaryota, Viridiplantae, Streptophyta, Magnoliopsida, Solanales, Solanaceae.
AUGGCGGUACCUUCACCUUGGAAAGCAAGAAUAGGGAGUACAUUGAAUGAGGUCGAAAUACACAAGAUCAUGGGUGCCUGGUUACCACAAAACUCGUGCCAGGAGUCGCAUUAUCGGGCAUUCACGAGGCUACUAGCGAAAUAUGGAAUAAAGAAUAAAGUGGCCACACUUUAUCAUCCCCAAUCAAGUGGGCAAGUUGAAGUUUCCAAUCGGGAGAUAAAGAACAUUCUACCAAAGACUGUUAAUGCAAACUGGACCGAUUGGUCAAGGAAGCUAGAUGACGUAUUGUGGGCAUACUGCAUGGCUUACAAAACUCUUAUUGGAACUUCUACUUAUUGGUUAGUCUUCGGCAAGGCUUAUCAUCUACCCGUGGAACUGGAGCACAUAGCCAUGUGGGCUUUAAAGAGAUUGAACUUGGACUGGGGUGAAGCUGUAAAUUUGAGGCUAACAUAA